CUCUCUCUCUGCCUCUCUCUCCCAGAAUCACUGCGUUUUCGCCAUUGUUGGCGUUCAAAGUUUCCUUCUUUUUCUCUCUGUGGGUGGGGGAAGAAAUAAGGGGGGAAAAGGAAAGAGCUGUCACUUGUAGUUCAAUGCUUUCUGCUAAUAGAUUGUGCGUAAUGACUCCCCCGUAACCGACGAAGGGGAAAUGCCCUCGCUUCCCGAAAAUUUGAAUGCUUGCGCUCUACUCCCCGACCCAUCUUCUUGAGUGCGAGCCAAGAACCGGAGGGAGCGACCCCGAAGACAAGAAGAAGAGGUGGGAAGGAGGAAAAGAAUAGUGGGUCUUCUCCUUUCGACCUGCGCCAUUCGAACGCCCCCGCAAAGGGGCUUGGUGCUGGCGAUGAGGGGGGGUGAUGCGGAGAGAACCUGACUUGGGUUUUUGAGAUCUGGCUUUGUGUGUCGGAUCUUGGGCGGGUUCGGGGACGACCCGUCGUGUGUUGAAUGUCUCCGGAGCUGUUUCUUGCUAUUAGGGUUUUGCUCGCGUCUCCGCCAUGACUACUAAGCGCGCUUACAAGCUGCAGGAAUUUGUAGCGCAUUCUGCAGCAGUCAAUUGCCUCAAAAUCGGGAGGAAGUCAUCGAGGGUUCUGGUCACCGGCGGAGAAGAUCAUAAAGUCAAUCUCUGGGCUAUUGGAAAACCCAAUGCCAUACUGAGCUUGUCUGGACAUAGCAGUGGAAUCGAUUCAGUGAGUUUUGAUUCUUCGGAGGUGGUUGUAGCUGCGGGAGCAGCAAGUGGUACAAUCAAGCUUUGGGAUUUAGAAGAGGCAAAGAUUGUUCGGACUCUUACUGGUCAUAGAUCUAAUUGCAUAUCAGUGGACUUCCAUCCUUUUGGGGAGUUCUUUGCAUCUGGUUCUCUUGACACGAACUUAAAAAUAUGGGAUAUCAGGAAAAAGGGGUGUAUCCACACUUACAAAGGCCACACUCGCGGGGUCAAUGCAAUUAGGUUUACUCCUGAUGGUCGUUGGGUAGUUUCUGGUGGAGAGGACAACACUGUGAAGCUCUGGGAUCUGACGGCUGGAAAGCUAUUACAUGAUUUUAAGUUUCAUGAGGGCCAAGUUCAGUGUAUAGAUUUCCAUCCCCAUGAGUUUUUACUGGCAACAGGUUCCGCUGAUAGGACUGUAAAAUUUUGGGACCUCGAGACCUUUGAACUGAUUGGUUCCAGCGGACCCGAGAGCACUGGAGUACGUUGUUUGACAUUCAAUCCUGAUGGAAGGACCCUCCUUUGUGGAUUGCAUGAAAAUCUUAAGGUUCUUUCCUGGGAACCAAUACUGUGCCAUGACACCGUAGAUGUAGGAUGGUCCAGAUUGUCAGACCUUAAUGUGCACGAGGGAAAGCUUCUCGGCUGCUCAUUUAAUCAAAGUUGUGUUGGUGUUUGGGUUGUUGACAUCUCGCGCCUAGAGCCGUAUGCUGUUGGCAAUAACCGAUUUAAAGUACCUCCUGAAUCUAAAGCUCCUACAGUUGGGAAUCUCUCUGUACUGAAUGAGAAUACUGUUAAGGCCAGUUCAGGGAGGUUAUCAGUUUCCCAAAUUUCAGAUUCUUUAGUGAAGGAAACAAAGUCCCUUGGGAGAUUGUCGGUUUCUCAAAAUUCAGACCCUGUUAAGGAGCAGAAAAGUUUGGCAUCCACAGGAAGUGUACCUGGUACUCCUCAAAGGGUCAAUGUAAAUGCUGGUUCAAAGGUGGCUCCAGCCACCUCAGUGACAGCUCAGAGCGCAGCAGCUGCAAGGAGGAAUACUGCGAAGGCCAAUGCUACAAUCGGUCUUCCUAGCUUCAGUAAAUCAGAUAUCGCACCCGUCAUUGUCCCUAGAACUGAUGCUAGAUCAGAACUGGCUGCUGAAUCCAAAAAAGAAGUUGAUCUUGCUUCAAGAACGAUGCCAUUUUCUUUGCAGUCAAAAUCAAUUGAAUUACGAAAGCUCUCAAAUGGCAGAGACGAAUUAGAUCAGCCAACGGUCUCAGGUCAAUCUGAAUUAGCUGGCCCAAAUCCCAGUUCAUCGGGCAACAUUGCAAAUAGGAACAUCUUCUCUGUAGUGAGAGCCCCAGCCCAAGGCUUGUCUACCGCUGAAAGAAACACAAUGGAUGAUUCGUCUGGUUUUCCAAGCAAGCACGACGCAAGUUCAGUAAUGGAUGCACCGGCUAAUUACCAGCGUGAAAAUUAUGAGUCUCGCAUGCAGAAAGCAAACAGAGCACAACUUUUUGCGGAUGGACAACGGGGAGGGCGAAUGCGUUCCCCUUUUGUUAAUUGGGAGAAAAGAGAGAAAAUUAAUAUUGAUGGACCUACACCCAGUAUUACCUCAAGAGCGGGGCCUGGUGUAAAUGGGCUGCCUUUUAGUAUGAGAGGACAUAGACCGUCUGCUGAGAAGGAAACAGUUUCUGCUAGUGAUGAGGAUGCCAUCGCAGAUGUGAUGGAGCGUCAUGACCAGUUUGUUGGCUCCAUGCAGUCUCGGUUAGCCAAGUUGCAGGUUGUCAAUGGAUUCUGGGGGAGAAAGGAUAUUAAAGGGGCUAUUGGUGCUAUGGAGAAGAUGGCUGAUAAUUCUGUGCUUGCUGAUGUAGUUAGUAUAGUGACAGAGAAAAUUGACAUGGUUACUCUGGAUAUUUUCACUUGUCUUUUGCCCCUUCUGAAUGGACUUCUCGAGAGUGACCUGGAUAGGUAUUUGAGCAUCUCUUUGGACAUACUUCUCAAACUGGUCAGAGUAUUCGGUUCCAUGGUUUAUUCAGCAGUAUUGGCAUCGACACCGGUUGGUGUUGAUAUUGAAGCCGAACAAAGGUUGGAACGUUAUAACCUCUGCUACAUUGAGCUUGAAAGAGUUAAACGCUGCUUGCCUGCUCUUACCAGAAGAGGGGGAUCUGUUGCAAAGUCCGCGCAUGAGUUGAGUCUAGCUCUUGAAGCUGUUUGACGAAUGCAGAUCAGCCGAGUAGAUUUUCACUCACGGGCUUUAUGUAGGAUACAUUCCCCAUGUAUCUUGAAGCAAGUGAAUCUGAUUCUUCCAAGGGAUUGAUCACCUCAUGGUCAAGCAGCGGGUACGGGUCGAUGAUACUUAUUUGCCCAUUUCACAGUGCAUAUACGAAUGUGGAAGCAUUAACCUCACUCUAAUAUAACUACCUUAACUGGAGUGGAUGGCCAAGUACUUUCGCACAAGUGCCUGGUGGUUUUUGCGCCGGCACAUCGUGGCUAGUGGAUGUGCUUUGGCAGUGAAGACAAGCAGUCAAUAUUCACACUAACCCAUCGUGAAGCUCAGUUUGUAAGUUUUAGCCACGAGUGAGCGUGUAUUUAUUUCGAUUCUUUUUUUUUUUUGGGAUACGGAAUCACAAAAUUGUCAAAUGAUCAUUUGUUGGAAGACGUUCAAUUGUUAAAAAGUUGCAUUAUGAAUCCAUCUGUCGAAUA
Molecule: messenger RNA, 3418 nt
Organism: Syzygium oleosum
Lineage: Eukaryota; Viridiplantae; Streptophyta; Magnoliopsida; Myrtales; Myrtaceae
Product: katanin p80 WD40 repeat-containing subunit B1 homolog KTN80.4
Exons: 19
Coding region: 534-2930 (798 amino acids)
Biological process (GO): microtubule depolymerization; microtubule severing
Cellular component (GO): katanin complex
Molecular function (GO): microtubule binding
Source: RefSeq, a predicted model, not a curated record